AUGCAAAUUUUUACAGUUGCAGCAGCCCUCUUCGUGGCAAUUGCCGGCGCCACAGAGCAAAGCGAACAAGCCAACCGAGGCGAGCUCAGCUGGGGCGGCGGACGCUACCGACCACAGCGUGGUGGCGGCCGUGGCAACUUCCCCUACGGAGGUCGUGGCGGAGGUCGUGGCGGUCGUGGUCGCGGCCGUGGUCGUCGCUACGACGGCCGCAACUUCGACCCAAAUGACGGGGUCCGUGAUUAUGGAUUACGGGACUCUUGCACUUGCAGCGUCAACGGCGUUGUCGAUCCUGAUGUUGCUCGUGCCGCUUGCAACGACUUAAAGCAGACUUGGGACAACCUCGACUUCGAUGAGGGCAGUGGAGCCUGCUACGACGACAACAGCAUUGGUCUCGAGAAACGUGGUUGGGGCGCUGCUUGCCAGAACAAUGGCCCAGCCUAUGACCAGUAUAACCCGGCGUACGUUACGUCUAACUGCGAUCCAAAGUCUCCGCAGGACUACAAUGUUGAUGAUGAUGACUACGAUGAUUACUGGAACUAG
This is a messenger RNA of Fulvia fulva, 540 nucleotides long. RefSeq lists its product as uncharacterized. Lineage: Eukaryota; Fungi; Ascomycota; Dothideomycetes; Mycosphaerellales; Mycosphaerellaceae. Bases 1 to 540 code for a protein of 179 amino acids. The record is from RefSeq and is a predicted model, not a curated record. The transcript is spliced from 3 exons.